CACACGUUCGCUUGUCAUUAGUUUUCAUUUGAGUCGCGAAGCAAAAGGCAAGAAAUCAAGAUGAGCAAUAAGAUCGGGAAAAAUAAAGGAAAUCGAGGGCAAGUCGAGGACAUUGAGAUGGCCGAGCAAGUGGCAACCCAAAGCAGCACAGACGAGUUCGAACCCCUCGACUACGUGGCACAGCCAAAUGGAAGCCUGCAAACACACCAGGAUGCAGAGGGAGAGAAAAGCUCUUUGCCAGCAGUUCCAUCUGAGAUGACCGGACAUAUUCCAACAUCUGAGGAAAUCCUUCAGAUGGCAAAGAACGUCGAACCGGGUCGGCUCGAUCUGGAUCGGCCCGGCCCCACAUCCUCUUACAAGAGACCCACAACCCAUUACAAGAGACCCACAACCCCUUACAAGAGACCCACAACACCAAAACACUCCACACAGCCAAAACCGGCACAACCGGAUGUGCCGCCUGAAGUAGAACAAGUCAAUGCUCUGCAGAAUAAAUUGCCAGAGACCUCCCAGCAAUUGGUUCCAUACUCGCAGAAGCUGCCGAAAGAGCAGACAAGAGCAGUUGCAGUUGCCUCGGAGGAGGAGGAGCAGGUCUUGAACGUGGAAGAGCAACGGCAGCCUGCAGACAUUGGAGAUGUGCAGCCCAAGCCACAAGAUGAAGCCGAGUGCCAGCAGUGGCUGCAGCAGACUAGCCAAAUCCUGACAUCCCAGUACAAGUCUCUGCUGAGGGAAGACCGAUACCAAGUGGGCAUUGGUUUCGAGGAUGAAAUUGAAAAGGAAUCGACCUUGCAAGAAAAUGGCUCCCAGCGGAGCCACCCCUCAAUGCUGGACACUUUCGAGGACAUUUGCGAGGAAACCACAAGCGAGCAUCGCGAUCCGCAGGCCAAAACAUUGCGCAGCAAAUGGGUUGAGCGAUUUGGCGAGGGUUCGCGUCGAAACCUGUGCCGCAAGCUGGACACAAAACUUCCGACGGCCCGCUCACAGUUACUGCUCAGGUUUAAUAUAAUGUCGCAACGGAAAAGGAAGACCUUGGAAACCCUGACCUUUCGGAUUGAAUUGAAGUAUUCCAGACAUUUUUGCACGCUGCACUUGAACCAGACAAUCGAUCUCAAGUCGGCGGCCAGCAAACUGCAACGAUUCGGCAGCCUCUACAAGAAUCACAUCGAUGUCCUGCAAAAGUACCAGAAUCAUCACCAGUACUCGGAGCUAUGUCGGAUAUCGUGGCUCUGGCCAAAUGGCACCCUAACUACCAUCAAUGGCUGUCACGAAGACAAAAGAGAUUUGAUCGAUGUGCAGGAGAAACUACUGGCCCCCAUAUUGAAUGUUCCCCACUUUAAAGCGGCUCCAGGGCACAACGCGCAGUACCUGCGCUUGCGGUCCACGGCCAAUUUUGGCUUCAAUAUCGAUCUAAAGAAGUUCGGCGAACGCUAUGUGCUGUCCACCCAGACGUGCCGCGAUUAUGUCUCUUCGCAGUAUGUGUAUUAUGUGACCAGUGAAAUACCAGGCGUGGUGGCGAAGCUGCAUGACCAUGGGCGUGUCUACGUGUAUGCCAUGACCAUCCAGGAGGCGGACAACUUGUUGAUAGGACUAUACCGCCUGAUCUGCAAUCACCGCAUCAUCGAGUGAAUGCUGAGCCCACAGAGGACACGUAAAGGGAGAAUAUGUGUGGGAACUACCUGGAGCAGAUACCAACCACAACGCUUAAUGAGCCCACAAGAAGGAAAAACACUCCAAAUAACACAGAUAAAUGCAGAUACAAGCAACAGAAACUGAUCCAGAUGCAGAUAGAAAUACAACCAUUCAGAAUAUAUGUAUCCCUUGUGUGUAUCCCUUUUGCUAUCAGUGCUCGUGCGCUA
Drosophila guanche is the source of this 1856-nucleotide messenger RNA. RefSeq lists its product as uncharacterized. The record is from RefSeq and is a predicted model, not a curated record. The transcript is spliced from 4 exons. NCBI's taxonomy places the organism in Eukaryota, Metazoa, Arthropoda, Insecta, Diptera, Drosophilidae. Bases 61 to 1626 code for a protein of 521 amino acids.